Molecule: messenger RNA, 9096 nt
Organism: Plasmodium gonderi
Lineage: Eukaryota; Apicomplexa; Aconoidasida; Haemosporida; Plasmodiidae
Exons: 1
Coding region: 1-9096 (3031 amino acids)
Source: RefSeq, a predicted model, not a curated record
AUGAACAAAAAUUACGAAUUCGAGUAUUACACAAAUUGCAACAAAACUGAAUUAAAGGAUUAUGAAACUCACUCAGAUGUUUCUUGCAAAAUUGGAUACAGCGAUUCCGAAUCGGAAGGAGUAGCAUCAAUUAAGGAAAUUCCAUAUUAUGCAUGUGAUAGUAACUUGAAAAAUUAUAAAAAAGAAAAAUUAGAAAAACCAGUGUGGAAAAGUAUUUACGAUAUUGAAAAGACAACAAAAAAUUCAUAUUCAGAUUAUGAGUAUAGUAAGGAUGAGCAAUGGAACAGUGAAGCGGAGUCCCCAAGAUUUGGUAACACAUCAGAGGAUGAAAAUGAAGUGGAUAAAGAUGAAGGAAAUGAGAAACACUGUCGUAACAAAGGAGAGUCAUAUGAGCCAUAUGAAACGGAAGAAGCAGAAGAUGAAGAGGGAGACAUAGAAUUCGUGAGAAAAAUGAACGAAGCGAAAGGCUAUGAAAGAGAAGGUAAAUGGGAAAAUGAACUCAUGAAAAAGGUUAAUGGCUCUAAAAAUUUUGACCCAUUUAAAACAGCAAAUGGUGAAAUAAAAGGACUAACUGGUAGGGAAUCAUUUGAAAAUUUUUCAAAUGGAGAUAUGUCCAUGUCAAACCACCUGAACUAUAACUUCAGAAGAGAAUUCGAAAAUAACAUGUACAAUAACUUAAGCAUUUUUAAAAAUUCCAAAAAUAAAGGUGAUGAUGAGGCGGCUAAACACUUUCUGAAGCCCAAAACAUUUAAGGAUAAGAAUGGUUUUUUUUGUGAUUUGGAUGAUGAAAAGUUGGAUAUCGAGUUUUUGAAAAAGGAACAUGAAAAGUUAACGAAGGUGGUAAAAAUAGGAAACGCUGGAAAAAGGACAAAUGAUAAUUCCUCCCAUAGGAAAUUCUCCCACAAUUCGAGUGAAGCUAAUCAUAGGAACAAUCAAAAUGUCAGUAAAUUGAAAAGAAAAACAAACAAACAAAUAUUGGAAAGUGUUUCGAAUAAUAUAGACAAGAACUCUACUUUGUCUUCUGAGAAUAGCACAUCAGACACAUAUGACCAUGAUUCAAUAAACCGCAAGAAAGUCCAUUUUAAGAACGAAAAAAUUAUCAAAGAGAGGAACGGGCAUUUAGGAAGUUCUAUAAGAAUGAAAAAUUCCUUUCUGAAGAAGAUACCCGUGGAUAACAUGGGAGGAGAAGGUGUACAGGAGGAAGAAAUAGAGGAAGAAUCGGAGGAAGAAAUGGAGGCACAAAUGGAGGCACAAAUGGAGGCACAAGUGGAGGAAGAAAGGGAGGAAGAAAGGGAGGAAGAAAUGGAGGAAGAAAGGGAGGAAGAAAUGGAGGAAGAAAUGGAGGCACAAGUGGAAGAAGAAACGGAGGAAGAAAUGGAGGCACAAGUGGAAGAAGAAACGGAGGAAGAAAUGGAGGCACAAGUGGAAGAAGAAACGGAGGAAGAAAUGGAGGCACAAGUGGAGGAAGAAACGGAGGAAGACGUGGAGGUGAAUCUUCAAAGGGACAAGAGAGGUUUUACAAAAUGUAAACAAAACAAAGGAAAGGUUAAAGUUCAAGAAAAAAAAUACCCUGGAAAGAAGCAUAACGAUAAAUCAGUCAAUUUGUUCAAGAAAAAAACAAAGGCUAAACAGAAACAAAGUAAGGAAAGGGAUGAAGAUAAAAGUAGAGACAAUAGAAAAAAUACAUUUUAUGAGGAAGAAAUAAACAAUGAUCUGACGAAUGAAUAUAUUGCAAAAGAAAUGAACUUUGAGUGGUGGAAAAUUAAUGAAAAAGAGGAAACUGUGGAUGAGAAAUCAAGAAAUAAUGGCGAUUUAGAAAAAUCAGAAACGGGAAACAUGAAUAAGGGAAAAAUAUCAUAUCGUUAUGAAAUACCAAAGGAUAUUUCUUAUUAUGUAGAAAAGUAUCAAAAGAGAAAGGAUAGGAAAAAUGCAGAUCAUAUAAAUAUUCGAAAAAAAGGUGAACAAAAUAAGAAUACAACAAAUGGAAAGAUAAAACCAAUUGAAGAUGAUCCCACAUGUUUGAUAGAUAACCCUAAUGAUUACUUGAACAAAAAAGAUUUUACUUCAAACACUACAUUCCAUGAGAACAGUGAAAAUGUCAGUAAUUCCACAUUUUCAAGUGAACAUAGUAAAAAUGAACAUAAUUCAGAUAACACAAGUCAGGAGUUCUCCAUCGGAGAAGAGAAAAGUAACGAUGUUCAACUUGAAAAAGGAAACUGGUCAAUGUAUAUCCCAAGAAAUGAUAUUAAAAAAGUAAAACCUAAGGAUGAAAUGAGUCCAAUUGGUGUGAAUGUAAGUGAAAAAGCAAAUGAAUUUAAAAUUUUGAAUAAAACGGGGGAGUCAUAUUCAAAUAAUAGGACCACAGUAGUACGAAAAAAAUUAGAUAUGAACCCCGAUUUGAGGGAAAUAAAAUUUACUGAAGAAAAUAAUAUGAGCAGUAGUGCAGCAACACAUGAUAAUUCCUUUUUUUAUGAUAAUAAGACAGAUGAAAAAAGUGUUUUUUGUACUUCAUCUGAAAAUAAUUUAGAAAAAAAAACAUACGAAACAUAUGAUACAUGUAACAAUAUGGACGACAUUUACGACAAAAUAAAUGCAUAUUUUGAGAAAAAUGAUGAAGGGUGUAAAAAUAUGAAUAGUAAAGAUUAUAUGCAGAUUAUGAUUGAUACCAUUAGAAACUGCAAUGCAAAUAAUAAUUUUCAUAUUAAUGUAAAUGAAAUGGAAAAUAUACAACUUUGUGAAAAGGAAAAGAACAAAAAAAUGGAUAUUUUUUUAAAGUACUUAAAAUGUAUUGAUGGGAAUUCAUUAAAUAAGGCUUUCAAAUAUUUUGUUGAGAAUGAAGAUGACGACAUCAGGAGGAAACAAUUGGAAAUGUGCUUAAUCGAAAAAGAAAAAGAAGGGGUGACUAAUAAAGAAAAUCUGGAAGAAGCAGCAGAAGUAGCAGCAGAAGAAAAAGAAGCAGAAAAAAGAUAUCCCUUGCUGAUGAAUAAUCAAAAUACACAAACGUAUAACAACAGUUUAAAAAAUGAACAUGUACAAACACACAAUAAAGAUAUAAAAAUGGAAGACAAUUUUAUGCAAACAGAUAUAAAAGAUGUUAAUACAAAAUUGUGUGUUAAAAAUGAAAUGAUAAGCAAAAAGACAAGUAUAGAUUCUAUUUUUUUUAGAAAUUUAAGUAGGGAUAGCAAUAUUGCGUCAAGUGUGAAUAAAAAUAAUAUAUCCAUUUCUCAAUUUGAAGCGAGAGGAGAAAAGAAAACAAAAAAUGAUUUACCACAUGAUGAUGGAAGCAACAAUUUAAACCGAGAUGAAUACAAUGAACUAAAAAAGGUAAGCGAACUGAAAGAAAAGAUUUUAGAAAAAAUUAAAUCAUGCUAUGAAAACAUGAGCGAAAAUAAUGAUGAAGCAGCCAUACUGAUGUUGCAAGAUAGAAACGAAUACAAACAAAUUGGUGAAUCAAAUGAGAUGGAUAAUAGUAGAAGAAACUGUACUCAUCGAGUAGAGAAUGACAAUGUGAAAAAAAAAAAUAAUAAAAAUAAAAACAAAAGUGUAAUCACAAUGGAAACAUUCGAAUCAAUGAAAUCCUUUGAAAAAGAAAUGAAUUUACUUAAAUCACAUAACGAAAGGUUAAGAAGAAGGAUUGAAAAGUUGUAUGUGGAAAAGGAAAGGAUAAAAUGUGAUUACUUAAAAAUGGAAAAAAUUAAGCUAAGUCAGGACAACCUAUUUUUAGCAACGGAAAAGCAUAUUGAAAAAUUACACGAUCAAUUGGAUAAUUUAUCUAGACAAAAUGAAAAUAUGAAGGGUGAUUUGAAACAAAAGAACAUUAAAAUCAUUGCCCUCGAAUCUCAAAUAGACGUUGCUAGUUCAGAUGAAGCUAAUUCAGAUGCUGCUCAUGCCCGGUGGGGAUCCAAUAGAAAGACAAAUUCUGACAAAGAAUUAUCGCAUAUGAACUUACACACAUUCAGGGAAAAUAACGAGGAAAAACAAUUUGAGCACCUAAACUUAAACAAAAAAAUAGACCAAUAUAAAGGGAAAAUUAAAGAUAAAAAGAAAAUAAAGGAACAGAUCAACCAACUGCAAAACCAAUUGCAUAUUUUGAAAGAUGAUCUUAAAAAGAUGGAAUCUGUAAAGCUGGAAAAUGAACAACUGAAAAAAUUAUUAAGUAUGAAAAAUUCUAGUAUUCAUGAGUAUGAAAAGAACAUAAAUAAGUUAGAAAAUAACAUUGGGAAAUUAAAUGAACACAAUUUCCAUUUAUGUAAGGAAAAUUCAAAUAUGUGUGAAAAUAUUGUCAAGUUAAAACAUGAAAAUAUGAUGAUGGUUUUACCAGUUUGUGAUAAAAACACAUUAGAUAAUCCUAACAUAGAGCAAAAUACUAUUCGUGCGAAUUAUCAGGAAAGAGAAAAUGAGAAUUUAAAAAGGGAUAGAGAAAAUAGAAUAAAAUAUUUAGAAGAUUAUAUUGAUACUUUGAAGCAGCAAAUUUUUGAUCUAAAUGAACAAAUUGCAGAUUUGAAAGAAAAAAAUCUCCACUUAAAGAAAUUUUCUAUGAUGAUGAAAAAUAACGAAGAAGGCGACUCAGGAUGCAGCAAUAGAGACAUAGAAAUCAUACAAACAGAGACAGAAAAAGUAUAUAUGGAAAAAAUUAACUUAUUAAAAAUCAAAUUAGAAGAAAGUAAAUCUAAAAUCAGCAUGCUCAAUGACUUGCUCAAAACAUCUAAUAGUCAAUCAACUCAGUUAAACAAAAAAAUAAAAAACAUAUUAAGAGAAAAUAAAACUUGGCGAAAAAAAUAUGAAAAAUGUCUUACUUAUUUGGAGCAAUUAAAAGGGAAAUAUGAUGAGGAUGUUUUAAAAAUACAAAGGGAAAAUUUAUCUUUAUCAUUGGAUCCAUUGAGCCAAGAGAUCAUGCCUUCUCUGCACCAUAGAAGCAUUGAUCAAGGAGCUCAAAAUGUGUCAGAUGGAUUAGGUAAUUACAAACAGGAGGGAGGAAAUAUACAACACAAUUGUGUAAAUAUACUAGAUAGAGGAAAGUGCAUAUCUGAAGAAAUAUCACAUGAUGAGGAAAAAAAAAAAAAUGAAAGCGUCGAAAUUCCCGACCGUUCAGAUAGGAAUAACGAUUGUAAGAACUCAGCAGGAAUGGAAAAGGACCUAAAUGAAAAUCGCACAAAAGAAAGUAGAAAUUAUAAAAAUGUAGAUGUGGAAGAGGAAAAUAAUGUUAAACCGUACAAUGUUUUUAAGAUUAACGAUGUUGCGGAACAUGUUGGGGGAAAGUUUUCUCUGAGUAAUGCAUCACUCAUUUGUGAAUCGCCCAUUAAUGCAAAGUCAAAUGUUAACCUGAGCAUGGAUAAUAAGGAAAAUAAGCAUGUCUACAUAAAUGAUAUUUUCGAGAUCGAUAGUAUUACAAGGGAUAUAUAUGAUAUGUUCCAAAAUAAUGAAAAGAAUGUGGAGGAAAAAUUGCGUGAAAGGAAAAAGAAGAAUCACAAUGAAAAAAAUUUUAAGGAUAAUGCUGAGUCUUAUAGCAUUAACAAUACUUAUAGCGUGAAUAAUAACUACUUAAGCAGCACAAAUAGAACAAAUGAUUCACAUCGUAUGCAUAUUAGAAAUGCUACAAAUGAUAUGGUGAAGAAGAAUGUAGACUAUUUGAGAAACAGUUUCGAUCACAAAAUAAACGAUAAAAGAAAAGCUGAGGAAAUAGGAAACUUCAAUUUUGAGGGUUAUCCACAACAGGUUAAAUGUUAUGCGAAGGAGAACAUGGAAAAAAUGCAGCAAGAAGAUGCAAAAUAUGAUAGUCAAUAUACAGAAAAUAUUAACAAAUCAAGAAAUGGAAAAAAUAUUAAUAAAAUGCAAAUGUUACAAAAGGAUAUAAUUUCAUCACAAAAUAAUGAAUUGGUGAAGAAUAAUAUUCAUGCGUUAGAAAACAAUUGGUAUGAAAAUAAAAACAUAUUACAUGAAAACAAUAAAUAUGAAAACACUUGUGCCAUUUCGCAAGGUUAUGAAAUGAGUAUUGCAAGCAAAAACGAUGGACAGAGAACCGAAUCAAAAGAAAACAACAUAAGCAAUAAAAGCAAAAAAUCACAAGCGUGGAUAAUUGACAUUAACAAUAAUAAUGUGUUCCCUUAUAGGAAACUACAAAACACACUUCUAGCAGAUGAGGAAACAGACACUUGUUCCAGAAGUAGUCAAAAGGAUAACCAGAAAAUAGGUUCUAGGAAUGGGUUGAAAAAUGGGUCCUCAAAAAGUGCGAAGAUGUUGAAGAGGAAAACUAAGAAUAGAAUGGAUGAAGAUAUGAACACGAACAGAAAGAGAAAUUUGCAUAAUUUUCUGAUUGAAAAAAAAUGUACAAAGGAAGAAGUCGCACAAAAGGCGAAAAGUAAAGAAAAACUACAUUUACUAGUUAAUAAUAUUUCGAAUCUGGUUAAGAACAAAAUAAAAGAUGAACUAAAUAACAAAAACAUCCCAAAAGAUAUAUUAAAUUUUGAAAUAACAAAAAUAAAAAAAAAAUCCAAUGGUUCAAAGGAUAGUUUAAAUAAUAAACGACAAGAUACAACUAUCAUUUUAAGUAGUGAUUCUAUGUCCUUAUCUUCUGAAACUUUAAAUGAUACUUUUGAGAUGAUAGAUAAUUAUAAGAAAAAUGAGGAAUCACAAAACAUUUUAAAAAAUCACAAGGGGAAAUCUCAUUCCACGCACGGAAUUGACAGUUCAGAUGCAUGCAUAAGUGGAAGGGACACACAUGCACGUGUAAACAAAAAUAUUGGUGGUAUUUCGAUGGAUUCUGGUUUGCGAAAAAUUGGUAUAGAAAGUGUGAAUGUCCCUGAUGAUAUGUAUCUUCUAAAGGACGCAGAAGCAGGAAGGCACAUUGUCCAUAAGGAGAAUGACAAUAAAUUAUUUCCGUUCCAAAAGGACACGACAUUGGUAGGUAAGGAAAACCAUCUAUACAAUGGUAUGUUGUCUAAAAAUUUGACGUUGAAUGGAAAGACCCUCAACAAUGCUGCAUAUGUAAACCCAAACUUCAAUGAUACACAACAAACUGGGGCAUCUGAUUUAAAUUUUAACAAUGUGGUAGGGGAAGAAUUAUACAUGAAUAAUUUUGAAAGUAGCUAUUUAGACAAUAUGGAGCUUUACGAAAGCAGGAAUAGAAAUAAAAUUCAUGAAUUAAGUCAUAACGCUUAUAUGAAUGUUAACCCUUUGAGGAAUAGUAACCUGAAUGCAUUUGUGAAGGAAGCGAUGAACAUUAGGAAUAGCAAUGUAGAGAUGAAGAAAAACAUAAAAAAAGUGGAAAUGAAUAAUACCGAUUUUAAUAUAAGCGUGAGGAAAGAUAUUAAUGGAAUAGGAAGUGAAGUGGUUACAAUUACAGAUUAUGCAAACAAUAAUAAUAUCGAAAAUGUCAAUAAUUGGUGGGAUAAAAAUACAGUAAAUAAUAAUUAUCAAGGAUUGGAUAAUGUCAUUACAUAUGAUUUUUACACUCCUUCCUCCUUUGCAUUAAAUUCCAGAAUUCAAAGAAACACAAAUUAUAAUAAUAACUACGAUAUGUUAGAACAAUCGAAUAAAUAUGAAAACAUUCGUUUCAACAAUUAUGAGAAUAUUCAAUCUAAUCAGAACAACACUAUUUUCGAAAUCGACAAGCUGAAUAGUUCCUACUUGUUCAACAUUAACUCUUUGAAACCGGAUGUAAAUUCCCCAUUUUCUGAUAAUACACUUUUAAAUUACAACCAGCUGGAUCGAAAUAACCUCAUAAAGAGAAACAUGGAAAGUCCUUUAGAUAACACUUCUGUUAGUCCAAUAUCAUUUCAGCCAAAGGACAAUAAUAAUGUUUGCAAUGAUGAAGAGAUUCCAGUUGGCAUAGGUAAAAGUGCAACAAUGAACUUAGUUAUGAAUGAUACAGAUCAGUUAGGUCAAAAAAAGAAGCUAGACCUUCCUUCUUGCUAUCCCAAAGCAGGGAAUAAUCAGCCACAGCAAGGAGAUAAUAUCUGCAAAGAGAAUCAUAAGAAAACGAAACAGGUAGUAAGAGAGGAUUUUCUAGAUAAGAAAAAGAGUGAUAUUGAAAAAAAUGUAAAGAGAUCUAAAUCGGUGGAUGUUAAAAAAAAUGAAACGAAAAAUGAUUUGACGGAUAGUACAGGCUCUAUGAAACCUAAGAUGAAAACAAAGAUAUUUAACUAUUCUGCAAAUAAAAAAAACGGGCUGAGAGAUAUGUCAACGUAUGCUGAUAAAGUUCUUCAGGAUAUGAAAUCUCUCAUUCCAUUCAACGUUAACAAUAUAACUGAAAAAUUAUCCAAGGAGGAAAAAAUGAAUAAUAGCAUCAGCGGAAUUAUUCCUAAUAAGAACAAUUCUACCAAUAGUAACAAAAUGAAUAAUAAAAAUUCUAAAAUGUUUGAUGAAAAUAACGCAAACAAAGUUAACAUUGAAAAUAAUAAAUCCAAUUGCUAUGAUGGAGAACCUAUUAUUAAAAAUAGUUCUGUCUCUAUCAAUUUAGACUCAAAUUGUAAGUAUAAGGAAAUGAAUGAUCAAUCUUGUACAUCUCGAACGGAUGAUGUGAGCUGUACAAGGCAAAAUAUGAUGAAAGGAUUUCAUAGCAAUAAUGAACAAGAAAAAGAUGAUUAUAUGGGGAAAUAUAUAAAUGAUCAGCAUUUGAAAAAUAUAAGCACAUCAAAUAAUGUUCAUACGAAUAAUUAUUUUGUCACGGGAGACAAAGUAUAUGACAAUGUCAUACAAACAAAUAAUGAGAAAAAUAUUUUACUAACUAGGCUUUAUUCAAAUUGUGAUAAAAUAGAAAAAGAUAUUUACAUUCCUUUGGAAGAACAGAAUAAUGACGAAUAUAGAAAAAUAAAUGUCGAUUUAAAUAGCAACAUGGAUAAUAUUAAUUUUUCAAAUUUGAGCAAUUUUCCACUUAAUACAUUUAAGUUCGAUAAUGUGUUAAAAGAAAACCAUUUAAAUAAUUAUUCAAAUAUUGGAAAUAAUGGUUUAAAUAAUAAAUUAAUCCCAACUCCUAGUUUUGCUUCAAGCAUAUUAGCUUAUAAUCAUAAUGAAGAAAAUCACCAAUUUCAGUCUGAAACACGCAAAAACUUAAGUAGUUUCAGGGAAGCCUUAAAAAAAAAAGGCAUUCUGGGUUAA